Molecule: messenger RNA, 2086 nt
Organism: Phytophthora infestans T30-4
Lineage: Eukaryota; Oomycota; Peronosporomycetes; Peronosporales; Peronosporaceae
Exons: 2
Coding region: 1-2010 (669 amino acids)
Source: RefSeq, a predicted model, not a curated record
AUGGAGGAAUCUGCUGUGGACGCCCGCCCGCGUCGCGGCGCCUCUCGCUCUGCACGAUCAGCUAAACCUUUGAGACGUGGGCUCUCCAAUCCCUCGCAUGAUGCUGGAUCAUCAGCAGAUGAGGAAGAAGAGGAGGAAGAAGAAGAGGAAGAAGAAAUUGAAGAAGAAGAGGACGAACCUGUUGACGAGGCUGACGAGGCGGAGCUGGACGCCAUCGAUGCCGCGUAUCGCAUCUCACCUACUGCUCGUGAGCUGCACACGCUCGAUCAGGGAACACUCGUGCGUAUCCUAAAGACGCCCGACGUAGAACAGCGUGUGCCCCACACGAUGUACAAGGUGGGCGUGGUGGAGGAGGUCCCACUGCACCCCAACACGUGGUUCAAAGUGCGUAUCCGAGACGGAGAUGUAGUCUACAAGUACAGACCAUCCGCGCUCGAGGUGCUAGAAGAAGGAGACGACGUCGGCAGUCCUGGGGGCUCACCAAUGGUACACCAGGAAGAGACAAGUCAUUUGAACGACGCAGAAGAUGAAGCGGAAGAAGAACAGAAAGAAGAGAAUCAAGAUGGACGUCUACAACCGGGAACUAGAGUCGCCGUGAAGCUGAGUGCUCUGAAUGCCGCAGAGAAGCGCUAUCUGAAGAACCAUGACGGUAAGGAGGGCGUCGUCACGGGACAUGAGAAGAAGAAAGUCAGUGUGCAGCUGGAUGGAGACGAAGAUGUCAUUAUAACGCUGCGUCAGAAGCACUUGGUGGAAGUUCAAGACGAACAAGAAGACGAGGAGGAAGGGGAAGACGAGCAAGUUGAGGAAGAGAAGAAGCCUGUAGUGACGUAUAAAAAGCGACGAGGCAAAGGAAAGCUACUUUCCACUCUGGACCCGGAUAUGUGGAUCGACCGCAAGUGCCGCAUCAAUGUCGGCAAGUUCAAGGGCCAACACGGCCGCGUGCUGCGCUCGGGGAACGGCUGGGUGCAGCUGAAGCUCGAGAACUCGAGCGAGAACACAGCCAAGCGUGCGUACGAGCUCACUCUUCUCGAGGACAUGGAGACCAUUAAGAAGCUGCAUGCCAAAAGUCUCGAGAAGGAGAGAAAACGUCGCGCUGAGAGCCGAGCCAACGGGACGAACGCCGGAGACGACGGAGACGACGAAGAUGACGAAGACGAAGCCAAUCAGAGCGGGACGGACGACCUGCUGACUGCUGAGCAGAGUGACGAUUCACAGGGAGAAGACAACGGCACACGUUCGCGUCGUGUGUCGACUCGUGGGAACUACGGCAUCUCGUGGAUUGAGAAGAAGGUGAAUUUGCCGAACCGCAAGGGCUUUGGUAUCGUCAAGAAGGCAGAUCGAGAUACUUGCACGGUGGAGAUCCAGACCACCAAGGUGAUGCAAGUGUUCAAGAAGAAAGAUCUCCAGCUUGCAGGUGACAGCCACGCGAAAACGGCUCGUCAGAACAGCCGCAAUCGCAAUAAUGCCAAGGCUCGCGAGAAACUUGGGCUUGGAGAGGACGUGGUGUUGAUGGGCACGACUCCGUCACGUUAUAUUGCGUUCCAAGACCUCGUCAAGAAGUUUGCAAUGCGUCGACGUGAAAAACUCAAGAAGCGCCCGAACCUAAUCGAGUGGGAAGCGCGACUGAAUUUGAACUACUUGGAGAAUGGAUUCUGGGACAAAAGCGAUCCGUCCGUAAUUGAUAUCGUCGUGGUUCCUCAGUGCGAGAUUUGCGGCGUGGAGAAAGAGGAGGUGGAAGGUCACUGCUGGAACGAUGAAUGUCCGAGAUGUCCUGCUUUCGAUGUGGAUUCCUUUGACCCGAAGGACGAAAACGCUCUGAUGCGAGUGCCAUUCGCACCGUUCACCAACAACAGCAUUACCACUGCGUUGUGUCUCCAGAAGGACGACAUGUCACGAAAGCGCAAGCGUCAAUCGCUGGAUACUACAAGCGCGGAACAAUUGACCUCGCCUACGGACGCCAAGAAUGCCAAGAGCGAAGCUGCCAAGGCGAAGAAGACUCCCCAGCUCUAAAUAAGCCAAGCAUAUUUCAUAUUCUGAAAAAUUCUUUUUUCAGUUUUGUGUCUUGUGAAUACAUGUAUAAUUGAUG